This is a messenger RNA of Alnus glutinosa, 1867 nucleotides long. RefSeq names its product protein spt2. Bases 363 to 1730 code for a protein of 455 amino acids. The transcript is spliced from 10 exons. The record is from RefSeq and is a predicted model, not a curated record. Gene Ontology annotation, molecular function: DNA binding; histone binding. Lineage: Eukaryota; Viridiplantae; Streptophyta; Magnoliopsida; Fagales; Betulaceae. Gene Ontology annotation, biological process: nucleosome assembly; regulation of DNA-templated transcription. Gene Ontology annotation, cellular component: nucleolus.
AAACUUGUAGCGGCGCAACUCAACUCGGGGUGUGCGCACUACGCUCACAAGCGCAUGUUAGAAGUCUGCCCCUUGUCUCUGGGUCCUUCCGUUUCCACUCUUUAUUCCCUAAACGCCCAGCCCCCUUCGCCCAUUGGAUUCGUUUCCGCAGAUCUGAGCUUGCUUCGCUCUUUCUUUCUCUCUCUCUCCGCGUGUCGCUUCGGUUCGAUCUCUUACUUGUUCGGAUUAGGGUUUCGGCGGUGAAAAUCGCGAAAUUUCGAUCAGAACUCGUCAAUUUUCGGCAUAUUCUCAGGUGUUGUGAUACAUGCAAAGUGGCGAUUGACUGAUUGUUGAAACAAUCUUAUUGGUGGUUCAACACAGAAAUGCGGGGAUAUGAUCGAGAUGAAUUGCAUGGAGGUAUUGAAGAUUAUGAUGACUAUGAGGAGGAAGGGGAAGAGCUAGAGGAAGAUGCUGGAGAGGGGCAGGGGGAGGAGGAAGGAUAUGAAGAAGAAGAGGAAGAUCCAAAGCCCACAAAGGAGGAAAUAGAGUAUCUUUCGUUGAGGCAACGAUUGAAAGAACAGAUCAGAAAACAGAUGAAGAAGGAAAACGGGUCUUCUCUCAACAGUUCCAAUGAGAAGAAGAAGAAACUUCCCUAUGAUAAUUAUGGAUCAUUCUUUGGCCCUUCUCAACCAGUAAUUGCUCAAAGAGUAAUACAAGAAAGCAAGUCAUUGUUAGAAACCCAGCAUUUGCCGUCUAGACUUCCAAACUCCCUCCAUAGCAACAAAAAGAACUCUUCAACCUCUAAGGAAUCAAGACCUGGUUCACGUGACCAGCUACCCAAAGUGAGAAGUGAGUUAAAAACUAAAGUACAAAAACUUAAGGAUACAAGAGAUUACUCCUUCCUAUUAUCUGAGGAUGCAGAGCUUCCAGCUCCUGCUAAAGAACCUCGGCCUAGAAAUGUCUCCUUUCCAAAUUCUGAGGCGCGAUCAACUCAAGUGCCAUUGAAGAGUAAACCUUUGGGCAAUAGUGGCAAACGUCUUCAUGGCACGCAUGAAGAAAGGAAAACAGUUUCUGCGGCGCAGAAUGGCCAAUCGUAUUCCAAAACAGGUUCUAACAAGUUGACUUCUGCGAAUAAGCCCAAUUUUUCCUCGGUGGAUCCUAGAAGACAGCUUGAUAGCAACAUCAGGAAUGGGCCUGGCCGGCCUACAGGGCCAAAAGGCUUGCCUUUGAAGAAGCCUGUUGCUACCAUGGAGAAGAAGGCUUUGGCACCAGGUGCAAAAAAUUACACACCUGGUUUGCAGAAACCUCUCACUUCAAAGUUGCAGUCAUCGGUACCAAAGCAGCGCUUGGAACAGAAAAAGGGACUAGAAGAGCCUAAGAAAUCUAAAAUGAUGCCAAAACAGCCUAUGACAUCGUCAAAACCACAGAUAAACAAGCCACAUAAGCAAGUUCCAUCACAUCCGACUUCACAGGACCAUCGUCCCAAGAAAAAGCCUCUCACACGGUAUUCUGAUGAUGAAGAUGGUGAGGCUAUUAGUAUGAUCAGACAAAUGUUCAGGUACAAUCCCAACAGGUAUGAUGAUUAUGGUGAUGAUAGUGAUAUGGAAGCAAACUUUGAGGAUAUCAUGGAGGAGGAGAGAAGAAGUGAAAAAAUUGCGAGGAAGGAAGACGAAGAGCAACUUCGCUUGAUAGAGGAAGAAGAGGAAAGGGAGCGGUUGAGAAAGUUGAAGAAGCGUAAGCUGGGCCAUUAGUGAGACCGAAGGGAAUUUCAUACCCCUCUUCGUUCCAUAUUAGUAUUUUGUUGUAGUUGGAAUCCUUUUUUUGAUGCCAAAUUUGCUAAAUUAUUGUACCGGUUCAUUCUUCAAUUGUAAGGUUGUCUUAUCGCCGA